CUGAGGAAGCAAAGCACCCCGGGGCCCUCCCCCCAAGGGCCCUCCUCCCACCCCCGGUGCCAAAGCAGGAAGGAGGGCGGGCUUCCGCAGAGCCGGCCUGGGAGGUCACUCACAGAUAAGGGGUUUUUCUACCCGAGAGUCCUGGGAGAGGAAAUGGAGCCCCCGCACUCAAGACAAAGUCCAGGGCUACAACCAGCCUACCGGGGCUACAACCAGAUGCCCUGGAUCAGGAACCACGUGUGGAGGUUAGAUCCUGAUACCUUUUACUUCCAGUUUCACAACCUGCUCUACGCCAAUGGGCGGAACUGCUCCUACAUCUGCUACCGGGUGGAAAGAAGGAAACACCGCUCAUAUGUUGCCUUCGACUGGGGGGUCUUUCAUAACCAGGUCAAUGCUGGGACUCGCUGCCACACCGAACUCCACUUUCUGACUUGGUUCUGCAAAAUGAAGCUGCACCCUGACGAGUGUUACCACAUCACCUGGUACAUGUCGUGGAGCCCCUGCGUGAAGUGCGCGAAGCAGGUGGCUAACUUCCUGGCGAGGUACCGGAAUGUGAAGCUCAGCAUCUUCGCGGCCCGCCUCUACUACUUCCAAGACAUGGCGUACAGGCAGGGGCUGCUUGGGCUGAGCCAGCAGGGGGCCAGGGUGGACAUUAUGUCCUACCGAGAAUUCAAAUACUGUUGGAAAAAGUUUGUAGACAGUCAGAGGAGGCGCUUCAAGCCUUGGAAGAAACUGGACAUAAAUUAUCAGCGGCUGGUUGCAGAGCUCGACGACAUUCUCGGUACUGUCGGUCCUGCCCAUCCAUCAGAGGCUGAGCUCUGCCAAGAGGGAGGGCCCCAGAGAAGAAACACAAUGAAUCUGCUAAGAGAAACUCUGUUCAAGCAUCAGUUUGGCAACCAGCCCCGGGUCCCACCACCUCACUACCGGAGGAAAACCUACCUGUGUUACCAGCUGAAGCAGCGUGACGACUCAACGCUUGACAGAGGCUGCUUCCGAAACAAGAAGCAGCGGCAUGCAGAAAUUCGCUUUAUUGACAAGAUCAACUCACUGAAUCUGGACCCGAGGCAGAGCUACAAAAUCAUCUGCUAUAUCACAUGGAGCCCUUGCCCGCAAUGUGCCAGUGAGCUGGUCAAUUUCAUCAGGGGAAAAGACCACCUGAACCUGCAGAUCUUUGCCUCCCGCCUGUACUUUCACUGGAAAAAGCCAUUCCAGAAGGGGCUGCAGCAACUGCAGGCAGCCGGGAUCUCAGUGGCUGUCAUGACCCACACAGAGUUUGAAGACUGCUGGGAACAGUUUGUGGACAACCAGUCAAGGCCCUUCCAGCCCUGGGAGAAGCUGCAGCAAUACAGUGCGAGCAUAACACGAAGGCUCCAGAGGAUCCUGAUGGCCCCAACUUAGAAAAGAUCUUCAGAGCCUUGAGCAUCAGACUUUCAUCCCCUUUGUUAUUAAGAAGUGACUCAAGAUGACAGUUUCUGGGUCAUCUUAAUGCUUCCUAAACUGCUGACUCUCAGGAUCGAGUAACAAGCUCCAUGGGCAUGCCUGACCCUCGCCCAAGCCCAGGGACCUUUCUUCUGUUUUCUAAGUGGGAAAAUAUUUUUAAUUGAAAAAAAAAUAAAGACAAUUUUAAAGUC
Molecule: messenger RNA, 1631 nt
Organism: Cervus elaphus (red deer)
Lineage: Eukaryota; Metazoa; Chordata; Mammalia; Artiodactyla; Cervidae
Product: DNA dC->dU-editing enzyme APOBEC-3B-like
Exons: 9
Coding region: 154-1398 (414 amino acids)
Biological process (GO): negative regulation of single stranded viral RNA replication via double stranded DNA intermediate; DNA cytosine deamination; defense response to virus
Cellular component (GO): cytoplasm; nucleus; P-body
Molecular function (GO): zinc ion binding; cytidine deaminase activity; RNA binding
Source: RefSeq, a predicted model, not a curated record